Glarea lozoyensis ATCC 20868 is the source of this 1461-nucleotide messenger RNA. RefSeq names its product Protein kinase-like (PK-like). The transcript is spliced from 2 exons. Lineage: Eukaryota; Fungi; Ascomycota; Leotiomycetes; Helotiales; Helotiaceae. The coding region runs from base 1 to 1461 and encodes 486 amino acids. The record is from RefSeq and is a predicted model, not a curated record.
AUGGAGAAGAACGAGAAAAUCGAGAAGGCCGACGAGAUCGAGAAGGUCGACGAGAUCGAAAAGGCCAAGAAGGACGAAGACGAGGAGGCUCAGAGGAUCAAAAAUGAAGAGUAUCUCAACAGGUUAGAGAAGAACAACGUGGAGCUGAGGGCUCAGAGAUUGGCGAAGAAUCCUGAAUACUAUACGAGAAUGGCCGAAAAUAUCGAGGAUUUUGUCAUGAAGACCGAAGACUUUGCUCAUCCGGAGAAGGUUUAUCCCGGACUGAUUUAUGCAAAAAACCGCUAUCCCCCGGAAUGGGCUAUAGAAAGCCGCAAAAAUCUCGACGAUGUAAAAGGCUAUCUGUUAAAUGCCUACGACCAGGUGGUUCAUCAUGAGUUGUGCUGGUUUUGCGGCUUGACUGCUUACGAGCAAGCUUUUACCUCAUACGCACCCAGACUCAAAAUCCUCCAUACAAAUUCCAACACGGGUUUAUGGGCGUUAGGUUCAAAAUGGCUCAUCAAAGACGCUCCGAAUGAUGGUUACUCUGCAGGGAAUGACUAUAUGACGCAGAAAUUUCUGCGUGACCAGCUUGGUCCAGGCUCAGAUAUUCCACUUCUCAGGCACAUACAGCUGAUUCAUGAACCUGAAGAGAAAACCUAUCUCUAUCUAAUGAGUCGUGCCGAAGGCGCGCCGCUCCAUAAGUUGUGGCCUACUCUUUCUCAAAAGAUGCAAAGUAGUGUGACGGAGCAACUCCUCCAGUUCAUACAAAAGAUCAGGACAUUCACAGCGCCAGCCCCUUACAACGUUGAAGGAGGAAAACUCCACGACUGGAUCCUCGGUAAUUGCAAUGUUCCGAGGCCUAAAUGUAAAAUGAUCGGAUCCUCGACUGACGAGUGGUUUGGGAACAUCGAGGAGGAACUGCGGGAAGGUUUAGCAUUCGUCCACAUGACCCGGGAUUCUGCUAUCAUCGACAGGGAAUUUCAAGCGCUCAAGGACAACUUUCCAAAACCAGAGCCCUAUGUUCUUACGCAUGGAGACCUUGAUACGAGUAACAUCAUAGUGAAGGACGGCAAGAUUACCGCACUCAUCGAUUGGGAGCAUGCUGGGUACUUUCCCUGGUGGGCGGAACGGUACUUUGUUAUUUAUGCGGGGAGGUUUAGUCCUUAUAGAGAGGCUGUCAUGCCAAUUUUCGACCGCCUAGAACCAACCAUGAGCGCGGACAAAUUCGAAGAAUUGGUGGUCAAUCCAAUCAAGAAAGUUCAAGAUGCAUGGAGCGCGUGCCAGAUAAAGCACCCUACUAACAAUGACGCGUGGUUACGUCCAGCCUUCUCGAAAUGCCAACCUUGGGCAGGAGGGUUCAUGGUUGGAUUCUCUGGUGGUUAUCCAGAGAGAGAGAAGCAUGUGAUCGAGCCUCGAGGGCCUUACGAUCCAGCAAUGUAUCCCUUGCGUCACAUGAAGCUUGCUUGGCCGUUGAAGAACUAG